Molecule: messenger RNA, 1202 nt
Organism: Myotis davidii
Lineage: Eukaryota; Metazoa; Chordata; Mammalia; Chiroptera; Vespertilionidae
Gene: REM1
Product: RAS (RAD and GEM)-like GTP-binding 1
Exons: 4
Coding region: 483-1202 (239 amino acids)
Cellular component (GO): plasma membrane
Molecular function (GO): GTP binding; calcium channel regulator activity; GTPase activity
Source: RefSeq, a predicted model, not a curated record
AGGCGGGGCAGCGGAAGUGACCCUCCCCAGGGGCCCUUACCCCUCCUCCACACACCCAUCUCCCAACCGAGGGGAAGAGGCCUGGGGGCAGGGGCGUCCCGGGUAAUUCAGAUCCUUCCAGAGCCUGGGUCUCGUGUUCUGCGUGGGAGAGGCAGGUCUGUGCACACCGUGUGUGCGUGCUUGUGGGGGCAUCACCUCGCUGCUGCCCCUCUGCUGCCCGUGGGGGAGGAGACCAUCCUCAAGGCACAGGAACCAGCCUCUGGGUGUGCACACAUGUGCGUGCACAGCUUGCACACUCACCCUCCCAGCCUGACCCAGGCAGACCCUGGGCCUGAAGCCGGGAAGCCCCCACCCCGAGGAGGGAGGCUCUGGAGGAAGCCACCUCGGGGCCCUGCAGAAGGGGCUCAGCGCACCUGCUCACCGCCCAUUCCCCUUCUUACUCACAGAAGGAGGAAGGCAGGAGCCAAGGCCCCCUCCCGAGGAUGACACUAAACACGCAGCAGGAAGCAAAGACGCCCCUGCGACGGCGAGCCAGCACCCCGCUGCCCCUGUCCUCCCGGGGCCGCCAGCCUGGCCUGUGCGCCGCACCUUCCACUUCCACACAAGCCCGGCACCCACGCCUGGGCCAGUCGGCCUCCCUCAACCCUCCCCCCCAGCAGCCUUCACCUGCCCCCGACGGCUGGUCGUCUGAAUCCAGCGACUCGGAGGGCUCCUGGGAGGCCCUGUACCGCGUGGUGCUGCUGGGAGAUCCUGGCGUAGGGAAGACCAGCCUGGCCAGCCUCUUCGCGGGGAAGCAAGAGCGGGAGCUCCACGAACAGCUGGGAGAAGAUGUGUACGAGAGGACCCUCACGGUGGACGGAGAAGACACCACGCUGCUGGUCAUGGACACCUGGGAGGCUGAGAAGCUGGAUGAAAGCUGGAGCCAGGAGUCCUGCCUGCAGGUGGGCAGUGCCUACGUCAUCGUGUACUCCAUCGCAGACCGGGGCAGCUUCGAGAGCGCCUCUGAGCUCCGCAUUCAGCUAAGGCGCACACAUCAGGCGGACCAUGUGCCCAUCAUCCUGGUGGGCAACAAGGCGGACCUGGCACGCUGCCGGGAAGUCUCCGUAGAAGGUGAGGGACGCGCCUGCGCCGUCGUGUUCGACUGCAAGUUCAUCGAGACCUCGGCCGCCCUGCAGCACAACGUGGCCGAGCUGCUGCUAUAA